AUGCGAUCUAUACUGAAACUGGUUCUAUUGCUGGCAUCGACCGCAGCAGCAGCAGCUAUUGCCAACCCAGCUCCGUCCGCUAUAACUGCCAGGGCUGCCGCGACUGGAAACCCUUUCUCCGGCUAUCAGAUGUAUGUCAACAACUACUAUGCAUCCGAGGUUUCUGCUUCAGCAUUGCCAUCUAUGACAGGCAGUGCUGCAGCUGCGGCUAGCAAAGCAGCUGAAGUUCCGUCAUUCUACUGGUUGUAA
Molecule: messenger RNA, 249 nt
Organism: Penicillium argentinense
Lineage: Eukaryota; Fungi; Ascomycota; Eurotiomycetes; Eurotiales; Aspergillaceae
Product: 1 4-beta cellobiohydrolase
Exons: 1
Coding region: 1-249 (82 amino acids)
Biological process (GO): cellulose catabolic process
Molecular function (GO): hydrolase activity, hydrolyzing O-glycosyl compounds
Source: RefSeq, a predicted model, not a curated record